Molecule: messenger RNA, 774 nt
Organism: Trichoderma harzianum CBS 226.95
Lineage: Eukaryota; Fungi; Ascomycota; Sordariomycetes; Hypocreales; Hypocreaceae
Exons: 2
Coding region: 1-774 (257 amino acids)
Biological process (GO): response to antibiotic
Molecular function (GO): aminoglycoside 3-N-acetyltransferase activity
Source: RefSeq, a predicted model, not a curated record
AUGCGGAACUUUUGUGACGCGGAGAAAGUUGGAGUAAGUGAGUCAUUCGAUCCAACCAUUCUCGUACAUUCCUCUCUUCGAUCCGUCGGCUUCAUUCCUGGAUAUUCUCCCUCAGUCAUCCAGUCUCUUCUCUCCGCCCUCGGUCCUUCUGGCACCAUCGUUGUUCCAACUCAUACAGGCGAUAAUUCUGAUCCUGCCGCGUGGCAGGCACCUCCAGUACCAGAAUCAUGGUGGCAGCCAAUUAGAGACUCUAUACCGGCCUACGACCCAGCUACAACUAUCACCAGAGUCGUUGGUGUUGUUCCCGAGACGCUGCGAACAUGGCCUGGCGCCCUCCGUUCAGCUCAUCCACAGACAUCCUUUGCGGCGUUGGGUCCUCAGGCAGAGCGCAUCACAGAGGGACACGCACCGAAUUGUCGCUUAGGUGAAUCAAGUCCACUGGCAAAACUUGAAGCUGUGGAUGCUUGGGUUUUGCUUCUCGGGGUUGGUUGGGACAAAUGCACAGCUUUUCAUCUCGCCGAAUAUCGUAUCGAGAAUCCUCGUCUGGAAGACAACUCAUUUGCCAUAAAUAUAGAUGGCCAGCGACAAUGGAUUACGGUGCAAGACGUGGCUAUUACUGAUGAAGAUUUUGAGCGGCUUGGAGCUGACUUUGAGAGAGAUUGCAGGGUCAUACAUGGAACUGUUGGAGCAGCUGACUGCCGGCUGUUUUCUUUGCGAGAAGCAGUCGAGUAUGCAACAAGAUGGAUGAACAAGAAUAGAAGCAAACAAGAUUGA